Penicillium malachiteum is the source of this 393-nucleotide messenger RNA. RefSeq lists its product as uncharacterized. The transcript has a single exon. Bases 1 to 393 code for a protein of 130 amino acids. The record is from RefSeq and is a predicted model, not a curated record. Lineage: Eukaryota; Fungi; Ascomycota; Eurotiomycetes; Eurotiales; Aspergillaceae.
AUGGAGAGCCAAGUCCUUUCCAGCCUGAGACCCCAGAGUCUCCUAGAGUCUCCUAGUCUGGACAAGAUUCUUCAUCCGCCGACGAAAGACGAGCAAAUUGUCAACACAGCUUUGCUUCUAUUUCUUAAUGCUCUGACUAUCCAUUUCCGCGAAAUCACUUCAACCUGGACAUUGCAUCGAAAGGCAUUCAUCGCAAAGUUUAAGCAAGCAGAGUAUGAAGCCCGAACAGAUGGAUAUCUCCAUGACUACUCUGGAAACCCCAAGAUUCUUCUGGAAGUGAAGCCAGUCAAGCGCAAGGAGAAACAGACCUUUAUUCAAAUGCAGGAGGGCGCGCAGAUGGUUGCUUGGAUUGCGAGUGAUGAUCAUGCUGCUCAGAAGGCGAAUAAGACGUAA